AAAGGGAAAGGAAAAUGACGGAGUGAAACUGAAAUCUGAUCCCAGUCCUCAGUAGCGGUGUCGUCAUCUUCAGUAGGGUCAUGCCCACCCUGAAACAUCCGCGCAGUCCCAAAUCUCCAGAAAUGCUCGAGCGCGCCCUCUCUACGCGACUCCGCGGUCCGUCUCCUCACUCCGAUGACACCGAUAUUGAAGCUGCCGAAGAGAACGCUGCCGUCGAUGAAUCCAAGACCAAGAGGCAACAUAUCUCGCUCUUGGCCUCCAAUUACCUGUCCCGCGUCGGCCACCUUUGGCCUGGUCCCUGUCUCGUCCUCUGCCUUCUAGUCCUUCUUCUCUUAAUCACUUCGUUGCACUUUCAGUCUCGCGGUCUCGUCUGUUCGUCCUCGUACGACAGGUCUCGCGUUGGGUUUUUUGGGCUCGAUGGGCUCGAUUCGGACUUCGGAGUGCUUGGAGUGCCCUGGUGCAGAUCGAAACAUGGAAAAACAGUUGAAUGGACAUCAAAAGAUUUGCAGAAGGGUUUGGAGGAGUUUGUCCCAAUUUAUGAAACACGGCCAAUAAAAAAUAACCUGUAUGGGAUGGGUUUUGAUCACAGCUUUGGGCUUUGGUUUAUUGCUCGAUGGCUGAAGCCUGAUCUGAUGAUUGAGAGUGGUGCAUUCAAAGGGCAUUCGACUUGGGUCUUGCGGCAGGCUAUGCCAGACAAACCAAUUAUAUCCCUUUCACCUCGGCAUCCUGAGAAAUAUUUGAAGAAGGGACCUGCUUAUGUUGAUGGAAAUUGUACAUACUUUGCUGGAAAGAAUUUUCUUGAUUUUCGGAGUGUUGAUUGGAAGAGUGUGAUGAAGAAACAUGGCAUUACUGAUCUUAGUCGAGUUCUUAUUUUCUUUGAUGACCAUCAGAACGAAUUGAAAAGAAUUAAACAAGCAUUGAAGGCUGGGUUUCGGCAUCUUGUUUUUGAGGAUAACUAUGAUACUGGAACUGGGGAUCACUAUUCCUUGAGGCAGAUAUGUGAUCAAUUAUAUAUAAGAGGAGGUGGACAUAGCUGCUUUAAAGAUAGUGAUGAAGCCAGAAUCAGAUCGAAAAGGAAGAAAUUUUGGGAGAAGGCGGUGGAUAUAGAUGAACUGUGUGGACCAGGUGAAGCGUGGUGGGGUGUUAGAGGGUAUAUGAGGGACGACUUUAACCAUAGCAAUCAGCCAAUUUCCUAUGCGGAACAUUUCCAGAACAGUCGGUUCCUUGAAUCAAUACUUGAUGUUUAUUGGGAGCUUCCUCCAGUUGCUGGUCCUUCUCUCACUCAUCAGACACGUUACGAUCCUGCUCGUGCUUUUACUCCGAUUGUUGAAGAUGGCUGGUAUGGCCUAUUCCAGAAGCUUGGUCUAGGCAGGCUUGAUCGUUCAGUUUUUAAUGGAUAUACACAGAUGGUAUAUCUUCAAAUUUCUGAAGAACAAUAGCUUUAAAAGGACCCUGAAUAGAUGAGAGUAGACUGACUUGCUUUCCAAUCAACUGAAACUUGAAAUUUUGUUAAUAUUACUGCCUUUGCCAUAGCUGUUCUGGUUGAUAGUCUGUGGAUGAUUAAUUUUGUUAAUUUUAUUAAUUUGCUUGAUUGAACAUGUAAAUGUCCAGACAGCUGGAAAUCCCUUUGGUUGGUUAACAGUAGGGUUUCCUCUGGAGCAUGAAUUUCUCGAAUUUUGGAAA
Tripterygium wilfordii is the source of this 1683-nucleotide messenger RNA. RefSeq lists its product as uncharacterized. The transcript is spliced from 4 exons. Bases 81 to 1439 code for a protein of 452 amino acids. The record is from RefSeq and is a predicted model, not a curated record. Lineage: Eukaryota; Viridiplantae; Streptophyta; Magnoliopsida; Celastrales; Celastraceae.